GCCUGCUGUCAGUGUCACAUUUAACUCAUCCAAUCACACACUAACAUUUGUGCUUUUCUUCAGUGGACAUAUUUACUGCAUUUUAACGUCUAACUAUUGAAGACACGCAUACUUUGGAAGAAAAUACCAGAAGGUCGAUAUGGUCAAUGAGGGUGGUGGUGGCACGCGAAGUCGCAAGGCUUCACAUAAAAAUGUCCCAUCAUCAGAACGGGAUGAUACAGGGACCGAGAGAACUACAGAAGAGCCCUCCUGUCCCAAUAAUGGGACAGUGGAAGUGGAGCACAUUAUUAGCAGGAAACUAGAGUUGAAGAAGAAAGCUGAGCAUUUGAAAGCCAAUCUGAUGCGGCAGUUUGACGCUCAGGUGAAUGAAUUCAUAGACAGUCUGAUCGAGGAGUCUGCCAGUUUAAGCUCCUCUCAUGUGAACACAGUGUUUCAGCUCUCCGAUAAGGAGAAAAGUAAACUCAGGCACACGCAACAGUCUCAGGGCCAAAGUAAGCAGUUUGUGAUUCGCCGGUCUCUGUUAGAUGAUCUGUUUGAGGUGAACCACAUCCGUACCAUCUAUCACAUGUUCAUCGCUCUCCUCCUUCUCUGCAUCUUUAGCACCCUUAUCGUGGACUUCAUCGACCAGGGCAGACUGGUGCUAGAGUUUGAUCUGUUAGUGUACGCAUUUGGCCAGUUCCCCCUAGUGGUCGUGACGUGGAUGGGUAUGUUCCUGUCUGUCCUCGUCGUUCCCUUCGUUCUUCUGAGUGGCUGGGCCAGUGUGUAUACAACGUCAAACCAUGGGACCCUGUGGACUGUGCUGGCUGGGUCCCUCCUGCUGCUGUAUCAGGGGUUGUGUUUGGGUUUUCUGCCCACAUAUGUGGUGCUGAAGAACAGCCUCCCCCCUGCAUCAUGCUUUAUCCUUAUUCUAGAGCAGGUGAGAUUGACCAUGAAGACUCACUCCUUCAUCCGAGAAAACGUGCCAAAAGUACUAUCCUCAGCACGAACCAAAACAAAUUCAGUAGCUGUGCCUCAGCUGAACCAGUAUAUUUAUUUCCUCUUUGCACCCACCUUAAUAUACAGAGACAAUUAUCCCAGAAAUCCAUGUAUACGGUGGGGCUAUGUGGCUACAAAGUUUUUACAGGUUCUGGGCUGUUUGUUUUAUGCCUAUUAUGUAUUUGUGCGGCUGUGUAUUCCUCAGUUCCACAAUAUCAGCCUGCAGCUCUUUGACCUGAGGGUCAUGGUGUUGUGUGUCUUCAACUCUAUACUGCCAGGUGUGUUGGUGCUUUUACUGGCUUUCUUUGCCUUUCUGCACUGCUGGCUAAAUGCAUUCGCCGAGAUGCUGCGAUUUGGAGACAGGAUGUUUUACAAGGACUGGUGGAACUCCACUUCGUUUGCUAACUAUUACCGUACCUGGAAUGUUGUGGUUCACGAUUGGUUGUAUUACUACGUUUACAGGGACUUCAUGUUGAUGACACAGAAGCGUUUCCGUGCAGUGGCCAUGCUGUUCGUUUUCACUGUGUCUGCUGUGGUACACGAGUAUGUUUUGGCCAUCUGUUUUGGAUUCUUCUACCCUGUCCUCUUCUGCCUCUUCAUGUGCUUUGGAAUGGUGUUUAAUUUCGUCCUUCAUGACCAGAGAAAAGGACCGUUAUGGAACGUAAUCAUGUGGACUUCGCUGUUCCUCGGUCAGGGGGUUCUCAUCUGCCUCUAUUCCCAAGAGUGGUACGCACAGCGUUACUGCCCCAUAAAAGAGCCAUCUUUCAUGGACUUGUUAAAGCCUCGAUCCUGGACUUGUUAUCCACAGUCUAAUGCUGCUGUGGGUGCUAACUAAGCUAAAGGCCCAUUUUUAUUGGAGGGAACGUAGAGGAGGUCAACCCGUUCUUCAACCUUUUUGAAAUGUGCCAUUACACUAUGACCAAAAUCAAAGUGACAAUCAUAUUGAACAAACCGGAAGACAACAUUUUAAAACGAGGCCUUUUUUAAUUAAGAUCAUUUAUGAUGAUGCCAAUUAUAGAAUAUGUUAUGUUCUGUAUAUGAUGAUAGCAUUGUUUUGAAUUUAUUAGUCUAGUUAGCAUCUAUUGUAGCUUAUGACAGAUGUCAUAAGAUUCUAUCAUUCAUGUGUUUUACUCUUUCACAUUUUAUUUCACUGUAUUCUUUGAUGUUGAUAGAAUUUGAUAUAAUGUUGUUGAAUGUAGCCUUAUAUAUUUCAAAUACAGUGGAAGAUACUGAGGUCAUAGACAUGACGGGUAUAGAUAAUAUACUUCACUUUACUGGUUUUGGCGUGAACUCACAGAAAACCAGGCUGCAUAUUUUAGAACCCCAGCAAAUUCAUAAUUUGUGCAAAACUGCAUAUCUUACAUAAUUUUUUUUAAUUAAAAAUGGAUGUGAUGGACCGUUUUAAAGAUCAGUAUUCAAGGUAUCCAGAAUUUUGCAACUUUAUCAUUUCUUAUUCAUUUGCUCAACACUAUUUAACUUUACUUAUUGUUUGAUGAGUUUGGCUAUUUUGGAAUAAGAUUUCUGUAUACAUGCUGUCUUUGACAUGUAUUGCCGGUCUAUAGCAUUAGUGGUAGUUUUAUGAAAUGCUGGGAUUUAGGGCUUAUUUAUUGCACAAUAUGAUGUAAUGUUUUUGGCUGUGCUUAGAUGUUGCAGCUGGCUGCACUCAUAAACCAUGUUUUCAAGCAAAGUCGCUUUACACUACUGGGACAUUACAGGUGACUUUUUUUACAAAAGUGCUAAUUUUGUUGUGAUUCAUGAAUGAUUCAUUCAUUCAGAAUGUAAUUCGUUAAUGUAAUGGCGUUGGCAAAUAUUUGUUCCAGUUCAAAGGAACAUUUCUGAUUCUCUCCAAAGUCUUUUUUUAAUGCACCUGCAAUAACUGUGAUGACCAACAGGUGGUAAUGGAGACUUGAAUGUUAUGCACAUGACUUACUGUUUUACAGUUUAUUUUUUCUUUGUGUGGCCUGUUUAUGUAAAUAGUAUGUUGUAAUUUCCAGCACAUUCGAUUGUAGUUUUUUUAACAAAACUGAAUAUUUUAGAUUAUUGUAAUUAAAUUGCACAAAUGAUAGAAUAAUAUAACAUGCCAUCAUUUUAGAAUGAGUUGUCUUGUGUAGUUGUGGUGCUCUGUAAUGGACAAAUAUACUAUUUUACUGACUUUA
Molecule: messenger RNA, 3131 nt
Organism: Triplophysa dalaica
Lineage: Eukaryota; Metazoa; Chordata; Actinopteri; Cypriniformes; Nemacheilidae
Gene: soat1
Product: sterol O-acyltransferase 1
Exons: 16
Coding region: 140-1810 (556 amino acids)
Biological process (GO): cholesterol efflux; cholesterol metabolic process
Cellular component (GO): endoplasmic reticulum membrane
Molecular function (GO): cholesterol O-acyltransferase activity; fatty-acyl-CoA binding; cholesterol binding
Source: RefSeq, a predicted model, not a curated record